AUGGCUGCACGACCCGUGUUUGCUGCGCUCGACAACGUCCCCCUCCCCGUUCCUACCCUCGCGACACUCCACCGCGCCGAGCAAGACCUCCCCACAGUGACCGCCUACCCGCCCACCGCCGACGAACUCGCCAACGCCCGUCGUGUCGCAAGCGAGUACCGUCAUGCUGCAGAGGUCUACAAUCCCGUCGCGCCGGAGUUCCAGCAGAACCAGUCGGCCGCCGAGCUCUACGCCGUCGCCGUCGAGAACCUUGCUGCCACGCAGUACUUCACGGCGACCCCUGGCGGAGGACAAGUCGCCGUUCCUGCACCCGCCCAGCCUGGACCCACCUAUCUCGCAAUGCAGUCUGCUGGCAUCGGCGGACCCUUCCUCAUCCUUGCCUCCGCUCUCGACGGCAUCAACGAGGACUUGCGGGGAAUCAGGGAGGACUUGCGGGGCGUCAAGGAGGACGUCAAGACGAUCAAUAACAACGUCUGGACCUUAAGGCCCCGCUAG
Messenger RNA from Rhodotorula toruloides NP11, 495 nucleotides. RefSeq lists its product as uncharacterized. The record is from RefSeq and is a predicted model, not a curated record. The transcript has 3 exons. NCBI's taxonomy places the organism in Eukaryota, Fungi, Basidiomycota, Microbotryomycetes, Sporidiobolales, Sporidiobolaceae. Bases 1 to 495 code for a protein of 164 amino acids.